This is a messenger RNA of Ectocarpus sp. CCAP 1310/34, 1785 nucleotides long. Lineage: Eukaryota; Phaeophyceae; Ectocarpales; Ectocarpaceae. The record is from the annotation of a GenBank genome assembly.
AUGGUGUUUAUGUUCUUUUGCCCCGCCUUUCUCUUGCUCACACCGCCCCCGCCCACGCCGAGGAGAUAUGGACCGAAGCGCGGGGCGUCAGCGGCGGCUGUGGCUCCCGUGCUGCCGACGACCCCCGGCAGCCCGAUUGCGGUUGCCGCUAGAGUGAUCUCUCAGGAGGAGUCCGUCCGUUCCACUCUAAGGAUGAAGAGAGCGGCAGAGGCGAUAGCUCUCGAAGACGCACGGAUACUUGCAGAAGUAAAACGCCAAGAAGAGCAGCGAAGGCGCCAGUCGGAGCACAGGGUGGCCGCAUCGCCUCCCCUUCCAAGGACUAAAGACGACCACGGCGACGACCCUGCCGAGGAAGAAGAAGACGCCAGAGCCAGGGGAUCCCUUCCCUCAAACCCCAUGUCCUGCUGCACCCUAUGCCCAUGCAUGACUAAAAAGCAAGCCGAGAAGAUGCGGGUGCGGGCACUGCGGGUUCUCGCGGCUCGUGAAGAGGCCGAAAUCGAUCAGGAUAGAGCACUGGCGCUUACCCUGGAGGUGUUGAGGAGGAAACACGCCGACAAGCGGCGGGGAGUCAGCACACUUCCUUCUGUACCAGGCAACAAGAGGGCGCAUUCCCCGCCAAGGAAAAGCAGGAGACCGGAUAACCACCGGACUACCUUGGCGAGGAGGGUUAAGGACUCGGCCGCCAGGUUGUGCGGCCUGAGCCAGGCGCAGGUUCUCCUGCUCCGACGGUCGAGGAAACUUGGUCGAGAGGGCGACGCGCCCAGGACGGUUUCCGAGAGGCGAACGGAACAGCUGGCUCAACCAAAAGAACACCGACCAGCUACGCGAACAAGGUGUGGCCGAGUGAUGACACUGGUAUCUAGCAGCAACACCAGUGUAGCUGCCCUCGCUGCGAGGGAGGUGCAGAUGAAAACCCGCUGGUAUCUUGUCGUUCGCAGACAACUGGCUUCUAAGGUUUCCAGAAAUCCGGCCACCGACGCGUUGGUGGAGGAGCUAACAAAAACAAUGACGGACAAGGAAAAACGAGCGUUCUUACACGCGUGUUUGGCGGAUGCGAAGGAGUGCACCCAUCGACCAUACACCCGUUCGGCAGCAGCAGUCGCUCGACACCGAAGGGGUGGUGCGGGUGAUGGUGCAACAGGGGGUGGUGAGGAGGCCAAGGAUGGGUCAGGACCUGGAGCAAGUAUUGACGCGUUCCUUUAUCGAAUGGACGCCCAAGAGCGAGCCAAGAACGCCGCGAUGGAGCACCGUCGAGGCGAGCUGGCAUACAAGGCCGUUCUGGACAAACGAGUAUGUCCAGAUUGCGGGGCCGAGCAAUCCUACGAUGAGGUUGAGGAGAAACGAAAGAUAUGCCCGAACUGUGAAGCUGAAUAUCGCAAGCCGAAGACGUGGGCAAGCGUCCGAAAGAUACGGACUUUCGCGCUUGGAAGCCACCGUAGCUACGACGGCGCCGAGGGGGAACGCUUGUUCUGGGAAGACAUCGAGGACGACUUCUUUUGCAGGCUGCAACAUGAUGCAGCCAGACGGCAAGCGUCUCUUGAAUCUCGGUCAGCGGCUCUUUACCAGGACUGGACGUUCCGGCCUACGCUCAGCGCCGCUAGCGAGCGUGUUGUAGACGAAAGCGCAUGGGCAGGUUCGUUCUCCAAACUACUGUACACUUUUCGGUUGUCACCGGCGCUACAUCCAGGGCAGCUAGAUUCAGGAGUGCAUGUCAAAGUUGGCGCAGACUUAUCCCUACAUCUCGCUGCAACUCGUACCCACUUGCUCGCCUCCCGAACAUUCUAG